AUGUCAUCCCAAACCGUCGAAUACGUCGUCCUCUUCAAGGCUAAAGACAACGCCGACCCAUCCAAGAUAAACGCAUGGCUCGACGCGCUCAACGGCCUGAUCUCCUUAGACCAAGUCCUCCACCUCAGCGCCGGUCCAGCCCUCCGAACCCGAUCCUCCUCCUCUUCCCUCGGCUUCACUCAUAUCCUCCACUGCCGCUACGGCUCAGAACGGGACCUAGCUGCCUACUUGGUCCACCCCAGCCACGUUAGCGUGGUCAAAGAUCACGGCCAGUAUCUGAUCGACGACAUCAUGGCCGUUGAUUGGUUGGCUACCGCCGCUCAUGAUCUCCACCCACCACCCGGGUCCGCAAUCCGAGUCACCUUCUUGAAACUGAAGGAAGACCUGGGCGACGAUGUAAAAUCGGAGAUCUUAGCGGGUAUUAGAGGAAUUAAAGAUAGGUUCGGGCGAAUUACACAGUUUACGUUUGGAGAGAACUUCUCGCCGGGUAGAGCCAAGGGAUUUUCACUGGCGUGGCUCGCCGUUUUUCCGGGACGGAGUGACCUGGAGUCGAUGGAUUCCAACGAGAAUCUGGUAUAUUUGAAAGAGCAGCAGAAGGUUAAGGAUUUUGUGAGUGAACUCGUCGUUGACUAUGUGGUUCCGUUACCAUUAUAG
Molecule: messenger RNA, 654 nt
Organism: Carya illinoinensis
Lineage: Eukaryota; Viridiplantae; Streptophyta; Magnoliopsida; Fagales; Juglandaceae
Product: stress-response A/B barrel domain-containing protein UP3-like
Exons: 1
Coding region: 1-654 (217 amino acids)
Source: RefSeq, a predicted model, not a curated record